UGGCUGGGGGAGCUGGGGGUGUUUAGCCUGCAGAAAAGGAGGCUCGGGGGUGAUGUUACUGCUCCCCAAAGCUCCCUGACAGGAGGGGGCAGCCAGGCGGGAACCGGGCUCUGUUCCCAGGGAACAAGGGACAGGGAAACGGCCUGAGCUGUGCCAGGGCAGGGUCAGGUCGGACACCAGGGAGAAUCUCUUCGCUGAUGUGAUUAAACACUGGAACGGGCAGCUGAGGGAUGUGGUGCAUUCCCCACGCCUGGAUGUGUUCAAGGAAACACAGGACGUGGCACUCAGUGCCGUGGUCCGACCGACAGGGUGGUGUUGGGUCACAGCUUGGACCGGAUGGUCCUGGAGCUCUUUUCCAACCCAUCCGAUCCAGUGAUUCUGCUUCUGCCAACCCGCUCCCCGGCACUGCCCGUGAGGAGACGGGAAACCCGGCGAGAGCCACACGGGUGCUCCGCCACCUUCAGCGCGGCCCCGCCGCCUCCAGCCCGGCCCGCGGAGCCGCCGCCAAGGGCUGCGGGGGCUCCGGGGUGCGACCCGCCCGGGAGGGGACGCGGCUGGCGGCACGCCGGGCGGUGAGGCAGGGCCACGGCCGGGCUGAGGGCCGCGGCCGGCCCCGCCGCACUACACUUCCCGCCCUGCUCCGCGCCCGCCCGCGCCGGCUUCCGCUGGCGCGUGGUUUCCGGAGCGGAUCGGAACCCGGAGCGCGGAUCCGAUCCGGGUCUGGCCAUUCCCGGGGCAGGUUUAAAAUAAUGGCUGAAGAUGGCAGCGAGGAGAUUUUGUUUAUUUGGUGCGAGGACUGUGGGCAGUACCACGAUUCAGAGUGUCCUGAGCUGGGCCCAGUGGUGACAGUCAAAGACUCCUUUGUACUGAGCAGGGCAAGAUCGUCUCUGCCUUCUAAUUUGGAGAUAAGACAGCUGGAGGAUGGGACUGAGGGAGUGUUUGCUCUGACUCAGCUGGUGAAACGUACCCAGUUUGGCCCCUUUGAAUGCAAGAGAGUUCUCAAGCUGGAGAAAGAAUCAGAUUUUCCCCUGAAGGUGUUCCAGAAGGAAGGGCCCCUGGUGUAUUUUGACACCACAAACGAAGAUGAUUGCAACUGGAUGAUGAUGGUGCGCCCAGCCACCGAGUAUGAGCAUCAAAACCUAACAGCCUUCCAGCAUGACAAUGACAUUUACUUCACCACCUGCCAGGACAUCCCCCCGGGAACUGAGCUGCGAGUGUGGUAUGCAGCUUUUUACGCCAAAAAAAUGGAAAAGCCAGUGCUGAAGCAGGUCACUAGUGGUGCCAAUGAUACAUCCUUGGCAGCAAUGGAGUCUGAUAAAGAGGGGAAUAAUAAGGUCUCUUCAAAACCUUCAUCUGCUGUCUUACCCCAUAAAAAAAACAAGAAAUCCAGCGUACUAGCAGCUGAUCCAGCAGUGAACACUCCAGAAGGCAGUGGAACAGCAGAAGCAAAGCCCAACCAGUGGACGUGUAAAGUGUGUUCAUCUGCUUUCCAAGAGCCCCAGCUGCUGACAGAACACUUGCUGAGUCACCUGGAACAAGCCAAAGGUGCCUCCCCAAGCAGCCAAAAUGAUGCUGAGAAAGCAGAGAAAGCAGCAGAGGCUGUGCCAGCAGAUCAGCCAGCGGCAAGUGAUGCAGCCAGUGCCAGCACAGACUCGAGGAGAAAGGCCAGGAGGGGAAGAAAAGCCAAAACAGCAAAAGUAGAAACGCCUCUUGUCAUUGAUGAAGAGAAAGAUUCUGCAGUGGAACGUGUGGCUGACGCUGUCACCGAGGUCCCUCCAGAGGAGGUGGCCCUGCCUCCAGCUCCAGAAGAGAGGAUUAUGGAUCUGGUUUUAGGAAAGAUGCCCAGCAGCACAAACAGCAUCAGCACAGUGACAAAUAGGUUUGCUCAUCACCAAAACACCAUGUCCCUCAAAAGAAGUUUCAUUCUCUCCAGUAGACACGGGAUUCGGCGGAAGCUGAUAAAGCAGCUGGGGGAGCACAAGAGGGUCUAUCAGUGCAGCAUCUGCAGCAAGAUCUUCCAGAACAGCAGCAACCUCAGCAGGCACAUCCGUUCUCAUGGUGACAAACUGUUUAAAUGUGAGGAAUGUGCAAAGCUGUUCAGCAGGAAGGAGAGCUUGAAGCAGCACGUUUCAUACAAGCACAGCAGGAAUGAAGUGGACAGUGAGUACAGGUACAAGUGCACCACGUGUGAAAAGGCCUUUCGGAUAGAGAGUGCACUGGAAUUCCACAACUGCAGGACAGAUGACAAGACAUUCCAGUGUGAGAUGUGUUUCAGAUUCUUCUCUACAAACAGCAACCUUUCAAAACACAAGAAAAAGCAUGGGGAUAAGAAGUUUGCAUGUGAGAUCUGCAAUAAGAUGUUCUACAGGAAGGAUGUCAUGCUGGACCAUCAGAGGCGGCACUUGGAAGGGGUGAGGCGUGUGAAGAGAGAAGACUUUGAGCACAGCACGGAGAACAUGGUUCGCUACAAGAAGGAGCCCUCGGGCUGCCCCGUGUGUGGGAAGGUAUUUUCAUGUAGGAGCAACAUGAACAAACACCUUCUAACACAUGGAGACAAGAAAUACACCUGUGAGAUCUGUGGACGUAAAUUUUUCAGGGUGGAUGUGUUGAGAGAUCAUAUUCAUGUCCAUUUUAAGGACAUAGCCCUGAUGGAUGAUCACCAGAGGGAAGAGUUCAUUGGUAAAAUUGGAAUCUCAUCCGAGGAAAAUGAUGACAACUCUGAUGAAAGUGCAGAUUCAGAGCCUCACAAGUAUAGCUGCAAAAGGUGCCAGCUGACCUUUGGCAGAGGGAAGGAGUACCUGAAGCACAUCAUGGACGUGCACAAGGAGAAGGGUUAUGGCUGCAGCAUCUGCAACCGGCGCUUCGCCUUGAAGGCCACGUACCACGCGCACAUGGUCAUCCACAGGGAGAACCUGCCCGACCCCAACGUGCAGAAAUAUAUCCAUCCAUGUGAAAUCUGUGGCAGGAUCUUUAACAGUAUAGGAAAUCUGGAAAGACAUAAGCUUAUACAUACAGGUGUAAAAAGUCAUGCUUGUGAGCAAUGUGGCAAAUCAUUUGCUAGAAAAGACAUGUUAAAAGAACAUAUGCGAGUCCAUGAUAAUAUCCGAGAAUACUUGUGUGCAGAGUGUGGCAAAGGAAUGAAGACAAAGCAUGCCCUUCGUCACCACAUGAAGCUGCACAAGGGGAUUAAGGAAUACGAGUGCAAGGAAUGUCACCGAAAAUUUGCACAGAAAGUCAACAUGCUGAAGCAUUACAAGAGACACACAGGAAUCAAAGAUUUCAUGUGUGAGCUCUGUGGCAAGACGUUCAGCGAGAGAAACACAAUGGAGACUCACAAGUUGAUUCAUACAGUAGGAAAACAGUGGACGUGUUCAGUGUGUGAUAAGAAGUAUGUCACUGAUUACAUGCUGCAGAAGCACAUCCAGCUCACCCAUGACAAGGUGGAAGCCCAGAGCUGUCAGCUGUGUGGCACAAAGGUUUCCACCAGGGCGUCCAUGAGUCGACACAUGAGGCGUAAACACCCAGAGAUUCUCUCAGUGAGGAUUGAUGAUUUAGAGCCGCUGCCAGGGACAACCACCAUUGAUGCCUCCUCAAUUGGGAUUGUUCAGCCGGAACUAGCCCUGGAACAGGGUGAACUACCAGAAGGGAAGCAGCACGUAAAGACUCCUAAAUGUGGCCAGAAAAUAAAACAAAAGUCAGGUGAGGAGGAGGAAGCUCAAGUGCCUGAGGACCCUGCCUUCAGUGAAUACACAGAAAAGGAAGGUGAAUUCACAGGGAAUGUUGGAGAUGAGACUAAUUCAGCUGUUCAGAGCAUCCAACAGGUGGUGGUGACCCUCAGUGACCCGAACGUCACGGCCCCCUCCAGCUCGGUGGGACUCACCAACAUCACCGUCACCCCCAUCACCACGGCAGCUGGCACCCACUUCACCAACCUGCAGCCCGUGGCCGUGGGCCACCUGGGCGCCCCGGAGCGCCAGCUGCAGCUGGACAACUCCAUCCUGACGGUCACCUUCGACACGGUCAGCGGCUCGGCCGUGCUGCACAACCGCCAGAGCGACAUCCAGCUCCCGCCGCAGCCCGAGGCACCCAACCCCCAGUCCGUGGCCCAUUUCAUAAACCUGACCACCCUGGUGAACUCCAUUGCUCCCCUGGGGAACCAGAUGACAGAACAGCACCCCCUGAGCUGGAGGUCAGUGCCUCAGACUGAUGUGCUGCAGCCGCCGGCGCCGGCCACGCCGCAGCAGCCGGGCCAGCAGCCCGUUCAGACAGAGCAGCAGCAGCAGCAGAUGUACAGCUACUAAUUUAUACUUGGGGAAGUGCUGACGUGGACAGUACUCAGAGACACAGAAAAACACACGGACCUUUGGGAAAUUUCUACUGGGAUUGUUUGCUGGAUACCAAACAGAGAUGGGAAAAUGUCUGUACGAUGAAAUUUAAGCUGAAAUUGGCACCCUGCAACGCCCCGGUCUGAGAUUCUCACGCUGUCUCCAGACCUUGCACUGUCUUAAAAAAUAACAGAAAGGGGAAAAAAAAAAAUCUCACCACAAAUUUAGCACCCCCUUGCAGUUGUGCACUAAUUUUGAGAUUUGACAGGUGCAUCAUCACACACCUCAACCAAAGCAGGGAAAUCCUAAAUUUUGCGGCAGUUGUGAUGUACAAAAACCCUUUGAGCCAUACCACGUCCCUUCUUUCCAAGUCUGGAAAUGGCAUCUGAAGACCUCGUUCACAGCGGGUGGAAUGUCCUCGUGGUCAGCUGGUAGAGACUGAAACGUGAAGACACAAAGGGGCAAAAGACAAGAAUUGCCUUUUGUUGCUGUAUGUUGGCUGGUAGCAGCAGGCAGGCAAGGAGGCUCCACACGGCUUCUGAGGGUGAUGAGACUCCACACAGCUUCUGAGGUUGUUCAUUAGAUGAGACUCCACACGGCUUCUGAGGGUGUUCAUUAGAUGAGGGUUUAUUGGGGGUCCCACCCCUGGGAGCAGCAUGGUUUCUGAGAGGGAAGGGGGAGGGAGGGAGAGCCUAGGGAGAAAAGGGGCCAAGAGAGAGUCUGGUCUUCCUCACACAGCUUAAGAGGGAGAUUCAAAGUGGGCAAGGAAUAAGACUUGGGGUUACAGAUCCAUGGUACUGCAGGGGAGGAUCACAGCUUGGAAUAAACCCUACAUUUUCGAGGGGUGAGACAGAGCAUACCGUUUAACUAAAAUGUAACACUACAGUCUUUGUUUCUCAUCUUCUUUAGGUCUUGUAUCUAACAACAUCUGUAAAGUAGGUGGAAUUUGGGGUUUUGGGGUGGGCAUGAGUGUGGUGUGGAAGAAAAUAGUACCGAUUAUUUCCAUUUUAGUCAUGGGAAAAACCCUGUACCCAUCAGACAGUGAUAGUGCUGCUUGAGCCAGAGAGCUGGUCUAAUGCUGAAGCAAACUUUUAUGGUCUUCUAGUCAAGUUUCAAUCAAAUCAAUUACAAACUGGAAGAAGAAUGUGAUACAGUUUUAUGUAAUUUUUCAAACCUGCUCUUUUAAUCUUGCUUUUAGCUAAAAGGCCUGAAGAGCAAUCAGUCCCCUUUGAUGAAGUUCAGGAUGUGAAUUUUUUUUUCAAUUAGACUUAUUUCAGCCUGUAAUAAACAUUUGAGAAAGCAUUCUUUUUAUAUAUAUAUACAUAUAUAUAUAUAUGUGUGUGUGUAUAUAUAUAUAUAGCCUUUGUAUUUUACUGUGUGUUCUUGGUGAGUAUUUGUGUGAAAAACACUGUUACCAACACAAUUCAUGAAUCCUUUCAUCCCCAUGUCACCGCCUCUCAUGGAAAAAAAAAAAUGGAUUCUGUUCCUUUUGUUCCCAAAAUUUAUUUCCAGAGUUCACAGCCACACACGAGGUUGUGUGAAGCACAAGAAAAAGAAAAAGGAAUGUCUGAAGCAUAUUCUGUGUCCUGCCACGUGGAGUCAGUGUGCCCCAGUGUAUAACGGGCCAGGUUUGCAUGGGGAUGCAGAUCCUGGGUUGGGUCAAACAAGUCUGUGCUGACAGAACUCCUUCAUUUCAUUCUCCAUCCAUGGAUGUGCAGUCUGGACUUUUGCAUGUCAAGAAGAUGGUGUUAUUCCCCACAGGGAAAACGAGCUGGUAGCAAAAAGGAAUAAACUAAAUAUAUAUAUAUAUAUAUAUAUAUAUAUAAAAUGUUGUUGCUUGAAAUCCCGAAGGGCAAACCCUGCUGUGGCUGAAGAACAAGGUCUUUUGGGGCAGCAGAGUGAGCCACAGAACUGAAGGUUUGUUUUUUUUUCCCUGAGGAUAAAGCAGCUGCUGUGUCUGACAGUGGGGAUGGAUUGGUUGUUGUAAAAAUCCUGUCUGUGCUUAUUGUAUUUAUGAAAAAGUUCUAUGUUUUAGCAGAAAUAUGAGUAGGAAUGACUUCAGCUUUGAAAGUCUCUAUUAACAUGGACUACUUGACCCCUAAAGGUUGCCUUACAAUCUCUACAACAAAUUCUCCCAAAGCAUAAAUGUCUGGAUAUUAAAAUUAACCUCCAGUGCUUUUCUUGGUGCCAUGGCUGUGUCCAGAGCCUUGGAAUACCAGGCUUUGUGUGAAGCUGCAGGACAGGGGUAGCAAAGGGGUUUCUGGUGACAGAAUUUGUGUGUCAGAGGAGCAGAACUACUUUUAAUUAAAUGUCAGCAGGUCUGUGAAAUACCUGCAUGGGAGGGACCAGUAUUUGAUGGGACAAGGAUGCAUGUCAGAAGGAAAGGUACCUUUUAGCAGUGUGGGAAAGAGAAUUUUUCAUUCCCUGCUCACUUCUGUCUUCCUUAGGUACUUUUCACACAACUACUGUGAGAUCCUGUAACUUUUUAGCCUCCCAAUAUCCUGAGUACAGUUCCUGGAUUAUUUCACCACUGGCUUGAGCUAGUUCAGUGUCUCCUCAGCUGUCCUGCCCACAAAUGCUUCUGUUUCACACCAAACCAAUGGGAAAGAGAAACCCAGGUUUUAUUCAUGAAAUAUAUUGUUUGUUUGCUUGAAACUUCUUUUCCCCCCCUGUGUUUGCCUAAUUGGUAAAGUCACAUUAUCUUUUGUCAGGGGGGAAAAAAAAGGGAAGGAAAGCAAAUUCUGUGAAAUGGAGAGCUCCUAGGUCGAGUUGUUGUGGUAAACACAGAAUUUUUACACAAUCAGAGUUUUGUUGAGACAGAUGUAAAUGGUGAUUAGGAUUUUAACUGGGGAGGGAGAGGUUUUUUACCUUAGCAGAGUCCAUCUUGUCCAUGUUGAUACUACUGACAGUGGCGUUUGUGCUGCAUCGAAUCAACCUGCAUCAUUUCAACACAUAAUUUCCUGUUUGAUCAGAGUAGCACUCAGAAUAAACCAACCUUUAGAGACCUCUCUGGCUUCACAAAAUCCCCAUCCUAAAACAAUCCCCUGGUUUUCUGUGCUCUUAUGGGGUUUGGCAUCCCUCCCGUGUUAGCUGGCCUCAGUAACCUCAUCCAGGCAACAGGAUCUUGCCUUUCUGGCAGUGGCUGAUUCCAGGUGAUUUUAGAAGGAAUGAUCCCACAGGAAGUGUUUGCAUGCUGGUUUUCACAUAGAAAUGUCCCUCUUCAAUCUCUCAGUAUCCCCAAAAUCAUGGAACAGCCCAGGCUGGAAGGCACCUCAAAAGAUGAUUGAUCUAGUCCAGCCUUUUUCUGGGGAAAGGGAGCAUAGGUGAGGUGAUAGAAUCAUAAAAUCAUCAUUAACCUGUCUAAUUGCAUCUUUUAAACCUCCAGUGAUACAACUCUGGGAAGGUUCUUCCAGUGGAUGAUUGUUUUUCCUGUAAAAAUGACCUUAAAUAAUGUUCAGGAGAGGAAAAUGUAACCACUGGGAAGGCUUUGGUUAGGCCAGGCAGUAGAAAGCUCUCCGAAUAUGAUCUUCCCAGAGAAGAUCUCUUUCUUUGAGACAGGAUUGUGAGUUUCUCCACAGCCCUUGCUGUGGUGCCUCAUCAUCUCCCAGCAUGAUUUUAUUAUUACUCCUGUUAUUAACAUCCCUAUGAGAACACAACUGUAUCUUGGGUGUGCUGCACCAUGGGGGAAAAAAAAAAUCCAGAACAAAUGAUUCUGUUUGCUUUUUGUUUCAAAUGGUUUUGUUUGGAGAUGUUGGAAAUUGCUGCCUUUUCAGACAGAGCUUCCCUUGGACAAGCAGUGACUGCUCUCCCAGCUAAGCCUUUUCCAGGUGAAUACCAAAGUUGUACUGAUGCUGUUUUCAAACUGCACAAGAAAUAAAACCACUCCGCAAGGGAUGUGCAAUCUUAAAUUUCCUCUGCCAAUCUGUUCCCUGCCUUUUUCAGCUGUAGGACGUGAAGGAUUUCUUGGUUUGCAUAACAGCUCUUCAGUCACAAACUGGAAUUAACUUUGAGCCAAAGGAGUGAUGUUGUGUGGUGUUCUGUGUAUUGUCAUUGUUUAUUGCUAAGGCUAUUAUUUAAUUGAAUGCUGUCUGUGGCACACUGGGCUCUGAAGUAAAGGAGCAUCAAGGUACAGAACCCUUUCUCUGCCAGUGUUAUUCU
Messenger RNA from Motacilla alba alba, 8483 nucleotides. It is a transcript of the gene PRDM15, whose product is annotated as PR/SET domain 15. Gene Ontology annotation, biological process: cell fate commitment; regulation of transcription by RNA polymerase II. The transcript has 25 exons. Gene Ontology annotation, molecular function: DNA-binding transcription factor activity; histone deacetylase binding; RNA polymerase II cis-regulatory region sequence-specific DNA binding. Gene Ontology annotation, cellular component: nucleus; cytoplasm. The record is from RefSeq and is a predicted model, not a curated record. NCBI's taxonomy places the organism in Eukaryota, Metazoa, Chordata, Aves, Passeriformes, Motacillidae. Bases 231 to 4301 code for a protein of 1356 amino acids.